Messenger RNA from Echinococcus granulosus, 1779 nucleotides. RefSeq lists its product as hypothetical. NCBI's taxonomy places the organism in Eukaryota, Metazoa, Platyhelminthes, Cestoda, Cyclophyllidea, Taeniidae. The transcript has a single exon. The record is from RefSeq and is a predicted model, not a curated record. Bases 1 to 1779 code for a protein of 592 amino acids.
AUGCCAUCCAAAUCCAAGAGCAAGGGAGGAAGCAAAAGUAAGAACAAAGAAAGAAGCAAGGGCAAAAAUGAGGCUUCAAAGGGUUCCAAGGGUUCUAAAGUCAAAGACCUCAAUUACCUUGAAAUCCCGCCUGUUGUUUUGAAGGACGUGAAACCGAAGAUCAUAUACACAACUUAUGAUAUUCAGGAUUACAGAUUCAAUCACUUCCGUUGCGCUUGUUGCAAAUUGGCUCUCGAUUCCUUCCAAGCAUUCAUAGAUCAUAGUUGCUGGAGAAAAUACUACGCUGCCAAGUACCAUCUGGGGUGUACGCAAGCGUUUGCAUGUCGUGUUUGUGAGGUUGUUUUCUACUCACAUGCUGACUACGCUGCCCAUGUAUGUUUUGGACAUAGGAGCUGUGAUAUGAAGGUGUGGUUUGAGCCGGAGGAGGUCAUUCCUAUAGGUUAUCGAACCCAUCAAGAUUACUACAUCAAUUGGGCAAAGCGUACUGAACGGGAGUUCAUGCCACACGAACCAGAUUACCACUAUGUAUGUCGGUGCUGCAGAUGCAGCAAGCGGUUCAAGUCAAAAAUUGAAUUUUUGCUGCAUAGUUGUUGCCUGUUCAUUGUCUUAAAACCCGCAAACCUGCGACGCCUCAAAAUCUGCUUUCAUUGCAAAUACGUUUUUCUCCAUGAGAACGAGUAUCACAAGCAUGUAAGCUACUGUGACUUGAAGAAGGCCUUUUGCGUUGACUUCGUACUCACAACUGCUGAGAUCGGUUGUCAACAGUUUGUCACUGGGCGGCACUGCUUUGAUUUCGACCACCAUCUUCGUCAUGGAGUGUGCUUUAAAACGCGCAGUCUGGAUGAGGUCAUGAAUCUCCCUAUUAAACCACAAAAACCAACGGCAGACACGAUAGCAGUCCAUGCCUGCUGUGCGGAAUGCGGGUUUGAGCAGCCUAACUUGGUUGAGUUCUUGUACCAUCCAUGCGUGACGGGAAAACGACUCACUCCCAUGAACUUGGAGCUUAUACUUUUUUGUUGUGAAUGCGAAUGUCUCUUCGUGGACAUCUUCGAGUGCGUUGAGCACCUGAAAUCGUGCUCCCCAGUGAGUUUCUAUUUCGUUAGACUUCACACACCAGAAUUGGUUAACAUUGCUCUACGGCGGUGGUCGAAGGAAAUGGCAGAAAAUCCAUAUCUUCCAGCACGCCAGGUAAAAUUUAGAUGUAGUGAAUGUGAGGAGAUCUAUCGACAGUUUAUCAGCUUUUUGAAACAUCAUUGUCCAAAGCGGGAGCGGUACGAGCAAAUUUUUGUCCAGCCGAUGGGUGUGAUGGAAACCUAUACGUGCGAAGCGUGUCAUAUUGUAGUGUUUUCAAUCUCUGAGGCCAUUGAGCAUUCAAAGGUAUGCAAGAGGGGUUGCUAUCCGCAUAUGAUACAAAUUCACUACUGCAUGGAGGAGGUGAUUGCCGCUCUAACGUCGUGGAUGCGGUGUCCCCAGGUGUUGAAAUUCAACCUCGUAAUAGGAGUUGGAGACGAAGCAGAUGAAUUGGUAAUUAGGGAAAAUGAGCUCAAAGAGUCACACAAAUUACCCGUAGAUCAUUUGUUGAUACGGUUUAAAAAUCCUUUGACGAAGCCUUCGCAACGCAUUGACGAGUGGAUCACCAAGAAUAUACGGAAUAAAUCAGAGCAUAAGAUUGCAGAGGCUUCAAAGUUGCGCAACAUGCCGCAAGUGGAAGGAAGGAGCAGACAAGCUGUUCAGGGUUACAUUUUAGGUGGAGGAUCGCGAAAGGAACUUCCUAUCUAG